AUGGACGAGCAAGUGAUCUUCACAACCGAUGGCACGGGUUCGAUUUCCAGUAUCCACUCUUUUGAGCAGUCCAGUUUGAGGCAAUGCUCCACAAGCAGCAAAAACAGUGCGGUUCGGGUGGGAGAUAAGUUCCUGUUCGUUGCCCAGGCCCACAAAGCAUUGAUCAAUGUCUACAAUGUCUCAGGACCACAUAAGAGAGAAUCCGUCGAGCAGAGAUUGCCUUUGCCGGAGGUGGUUCGUUGCCUAGAGGUAGUGGAAAACAGGAGCGGUGCCGCGGCACGGAAUGACUCUGCUAAUCACAAGCUGCCUGAGUUUAAUCUGCCAUAUCUGCUGCUGGCGUCCACUGAAUCCGGCAAGCUGUAUGUUUGGGAGCUGAACUCGGGGAUUCUGCUCUCUGUGAAACCAAUGGCUCACUACCAGGCGAUCACUAAGAUACGUUCUAUUCUGGACGGUAAAUACAUUGUCACCUCCGGUGCGGACGCUAGAGUGAUUAUAUGGCAGACGACGGACCUGGUGUCGGUGGACGAGCCGAAACCUGUGUGUAUUCUGCACGACCAUACCUUGCCUGUUACGGAUUUCCAGGUUUCGUCCACUUACGGCGAGUUUCUUUCACUUUCGGGAGCGAAGCUGUUCACUGUUUCGGAGGACGCUACCCUGAGAUGCUACGAUUUGAGUUCGUUGAGUAAUCGCGGCAGCAGUAAGAACUCGCUACCGAACUUGGUUGCAACGUUCACAUUCCCACUAGCGAUCGCGGCUUUGGCCUUGGACCCAGCAGACAGGGCUUGCUAUAUCGGAACCGAUUCAGGUUGCUUCAGCUUGCAACUAUUUUACAAGUUGUCCGGCUCUAAGAUCGUUAAUUUGACACAGUCUAGUGAUAGCAAUGCUUCUGGCGCUAGGAUCUACUCACUGGUAGAGGCUUCACAGGAGUCCAGCGCUAUGCAGCACAGAGAAAAGCUGUAUCUGGCGGGUCAGCUGGUAUGCGAAAAGCUCAUAGAUGCUGGUGUUAGCUGCCUCAAGACUUCCAUGGAUGGUACACUUCUUCUAGCAGGUGACUGCCUGGGCAAAGUUUCGGUGAUAGAGAUCUUUUCAAAGCAAAUACUGAGAGCGAUGCAGCCUGUGACCAGCUCUCAGGAAACUCAGCAGCGUGUAACGAACAUUUUGCUGGAGGCUCAAUCUGCUACUUCCAAAAACGGUAUAAUUACAGAGAUGAAUGCAAGACAAUCUUCAAAAAUACCUUCACUGCAACGAGUCAUACACGAUAGAGCCACGCUCGGGCAAUUACACGAGAUCAACUUCCAAGUCGGUGAGGAUGAGGAAAGUAUACCCUUACCCGUUAGUGAUUUUGAGUCCUACGCAGACCAACUGAGGUCGCAGCAAGCAGUGCUUUCCCGACCAAACGGUUUCAACAGUAGCAUUAAAACAUUUGGGUCCGACGGCCCUACCGGGAAACUUGUAAUUGGCGAUGAAGACGAUGACAAGGAGCGUCAAAUCGCGGAUUUGAAGGAUAAUGUCGAAACACUAAAGCAGGCGUACCAAGAGUUGAGGGGACUACAUGAGAAGUUAUACCAAGAGCAUGAAAAGCUGCUGCAGACGAGCAACUAG
This is a messenger RNA of Torulaspora globosa, 1602 nucleotides long. It is a transcript of the gene IPI3, whose product is annotated as chromatin-binding/pre-rRNA-processing protein IPI3. The record is from RefSeq and is a predicted model, not a curated record. The coding region runs from base 1 to 1602 and encodes 533 amino acids. Gene Ontology annotation, molecular function: protein binding. The transcript has a single exon. Lineage: Eukaryota; Fungi; Ascomycota; Saccharomycetes; Saccharomycetales; Saccharomycetaceae. Gene Ontology annotation, cellular component: nuclear pre-replicative complex. Gene Ontology annotation, biological process: rRNA processing; DNA-templated DNA replication.